Molecule: messenger RNA, 513 nt
Organism: Larimichthys crocea (large yellow croaker)
Lineage: Eukaryota; Metazoa; Chordata; Actinopteri; Sciaenidae
Product: tripartite motif-containing protein 16-like protein
Exons: 1
Molecular function (GO): protein binding
Source: RefSeq, a predicted model, not a curated record
UAUUCACGUGAAGUCACACUGGAUCCAAACACAGCAAACACAAAGCUGUUAUUAUCUGAGGGGAACAGAAAAGUGACAAGAAUGAGUCAACAUCAGUCUUAUUCUAGUCACCCAGACAGAUUUACUGACUGGCCUCAGGUCCUGAGUAGAGAGAGACUGACUGGACGUUGUUACUGGGAGGUGGAGAGGAGAGGAGGAGGAGUUGGUGUUGCAGUCACAUACAAGAAUAUCAGCAGAGCAGGGGGAUCACUUGAAUGUUCAUUUGGAGACAAUAACAAAUCUUGGACGUUAUAUUGUUUAAAAAACAGUUCUAACUUUUAUUACAACAAAGUCUACAUUCCUGUCUCAGGUCCUUGGUCCUCCAGAGUUGGAGUGUACCUGGAUCACAGUGCAGGUAUUCUGUCCUUCUACAGCGUCUCUGAAACCAUGACUCUCCUCCACAGAGUCCAGACCACGUUCACUCAGCCUCUCUAUGCUGGACUUUAUGUUGAUUAUUAUGGAUCCUCUGCUGAG